UGUGACAGCCACCGUGACACCGGUCGUGGUGAUCCACCUAGAGCUGCGAACGUCCCUCCGGUAUUAAAGUCAUAGAGGGAAACUCUUUGAAUAACAGCCCACAGAGGAGUCCUGUCUGUCGGCUUGAAGCCCCCUCACCACCCCUCGGACUGCCCGCGGCUCUCGUCCUUUAAUCGGCCAGGUGUUGCCCAGCCUCAUCCAGCCCCGUUGUGGAUCUUUAGCCCUCCCGGCAGGACAGUGGCAGAGCCAGAGCCAGACCCAUCGGGGACCAGACCAGCAGGCAGCAGGGCUCCAUGAGCGCGACGGGGCAGCAGCAAGGGGGGGGCCUGCGUUCUCGCCGAAGCCUUGGCCGGGACAAGGACCCCGGGCAGGGCAUGGGCAUGGAGGCGGCCUGCUGGCUGGCCCCCGGAGUGCUGCGCAGGCUGAUCGAACUGCCCUCUCCCCCGCUGUCCCGACACCAGCUGAAGAGACUGGAGGAGCACAGGUACAGCAGUGCAGGUCGCUCCCUGCUGGAGCCUCUGAUGCAGCGUUACUGGGAGUGGUUAGUGGGUCGUGUUCCCUCCUGGAUCGCCCCAAACCUCAUCACCAUCAUCGGCCUCGCCACCAAUGUCUUCACCACUCUUGUACUCGUCUACUACUGCCCCACUGCCACUGAACAGGCUCCUCUGUGGGCGUACCUGCUGUGUGCUGUGGGUCUGUUUAUCUACCAGUCCUUGGACGCCAUCGACGGAAAGCAGGCCAGACGCACCAACAGCAGCUCUCCACUGGGGGAGCUGUUCGACCACGGCUGUGAUUCCCUCUCCACUGUGUUCGUGGUGUUAGGAACUAGUAUAGCUGUUCAAAUGGGAACCAACCCAGACUGGAUGUUCUUCUGCUGCUUUGCCGGGAUGUUCAUGUUCUACUGCGCCCACUGGCAAACAUACGUGUCAGGAACGCUGCGCUUCGGCAUCAUUGAUGUGACUGAGGUGCAAAUCUUCAUAAUAAUCAUGUAUUUGCUGGCCGCCGUGGGAGGAUCUGCUUUUUGGCAGUCACUGAUUCCGAUCCUUAAUGUCCAGAUGAAAAUGGUUCCAGCCGUCUGCACUUUUUUAGGAGCCAUCUUCUCCUGCACCAAUUACUUCAGAGUUAUUUUUACAGGAGGUGUGGGCAAAAAUGGAUCCACAAUAGCUGGAACCAGCGUCCUCUCUCCUGUCUUACAUAUUGGUUCAGUAAUAAUUUUGGCAAUGAUGAUUUACAAGAAGUCUGCUGUUCAGCUCUUCGAGAAACAUCCGUGUCUUUAUAUCCUGGCCUUCGGCUUUGUCUCGGCCAAAAUCACCAAUAAAUUAGUUGUAGCACAUAUGACAAAAAGUGAGAUGCAUCUCCACGAUUUAGCCUUCCUGGGCCCAGGACUUCUAUUCCUGGAUCAAUAUUUCAAUAGUUUUAUUGAUGAGUACCUGGUGCUAUGGAUUGCACUGAUCAUUUCCUUGUUCGACUUGGUACGUUACUGUGUCAGUGUUUGCAACCAGAUUGCCUGCCAUCUUCACAUCUUUGUUUUCAAAAUCAAGCCUUGUUCGGUGCUCAGCUCCGCCCCUCACUGAGGACACGCCGGCCAUUACUGACUCUAACCCUCCUCCCUGUUAGUCGCACUCAUCUCCUCCUCCCUACCUACCUACGUACCUACCGCUGUUUCCCACGUAGAGACGCAGAGGACAACGUCGACGGCGUGGUGUAAAAGUAUGUGCUUCUGCCAACUGAAUGUGAGGACAAAUAAUAUAUACUAAGAUACUGGAGUAUUACUGUCAUUGUUUCUCUAUUUUUCAUCCUCUGCCCGUUAAUAAGAACCCUCGUUCUUCGUGGUGACACACAGAGCAGAUGUUUCAGGAGGUGCUACUCGGUCUGCUCACAGAGAGAAACUUAACGUGUGUUUUAAGUGUUACUCUGCAAAGGAAAUGUAUAGGAAUCAAAUCAAAAUCUUUGCUUUCAUGAUUAUAAUUUUUGUAAUAACUUUACCUUUUUGCUAUUGUAAAUACCAAAACUUUAACGUUACAGUGUCUGUGCUUCCCUAUAAGUUAAAGAAUCCUGCUUUGACACAUUUAUAAACCUUCUCCUUAAUGUUUAUGAUUUUAUAGAAUGACUCGAUCUCCUGCACAUUUCAACAGUCAGCAGGAUGAGGUUUAGAGGAAAUAUAAUGCCAGCGUUCCUACGUUUCCCUUCUACAUAUCUGAAUGUUUUCAUGCUAAAAGCUGCAAAAAAUGUACUGCUAGAGUUUUUUGUUUCUCUCGUCACAUUGAUAUGCAUUGUAAAGAGUGCAUAGCGAGUUCUUGGCAUCCUAGGAUGCUAUGUUUUUAGUCUCACUCUAAAAUGAGUUGGGUGGGUUGAUGCUUAAAGGAGAUAUUUCCUCAACGCUUUUUUUAUUUUAUUGUAAAUAGGACACGACACGCACAAGAGGAAAAUGAAAGCUCCUCACAUGAGAAAGAUGUUUAGAUUUAAAGAUCAGCUCACAACCAUCAUCUUCAGCUAUUAUUAUAAUUAUAUAUUGUCAACAAAUCCUUUGAAAUGCAAAGAGCACUGCCAAAUAAGGAACUGGAAAGAAUAUAUGAACCCAGGUCAUUUUAUCCAGAUUAAACCUUUAAAACGACCAGGCCGUGGCAUGACUGAAACAGUGUUUCCUCUCAUUAAUGACUGAACUAAGACCAGUGUUGUAGUGCAAGAUAUGGAGGAGAGGUUGUUUGCAGAUGACGUCAAAUCACAGUGAAGAAAAUCCAGACAUUUACUGCAUAGAGAAGCUCUAUCAAAAUGCCAAACUUAUAUGCUUUUUACAGCUCUGCCAACCAAACUGUUGGGGAAAAAAACAGUCAGUGCUACUUUUGAGUCAAAAUAGAGACACAUUCAACCAAAAACAUUGAAUAAGCUCAGAAAAAUGGCAGCAGAUGUGGAUUUAAAGCCUCCAUCUAAAGCAGGCAUUGGCAGCUUUGGUUACAAAAAGAGCCAUGCUGAUUUUAUUAUUACUUCUGGAGGACAAAUUUUGUGCAGAUUGCUUGCUGACCGAUUUUAUUAGAUUAUUAAAGAGCCUGUAUAGCAGUGGUUCUCAACUAGUGGGUCGGCACCCAAAUGUUGGUUGCAAAUGUUAGAAAGGAAAAUAAAUGUGGCAAAAUUUCUACGUACAGCAGCCCUGGUUUAUAUACAGUUAAAUCAUAUAGUACUUUUCAGGUUUUCCUAUGAUUUCAGUUUUUAUAUUGAGCUUACUAUUUAUAUAUCUCCUUUUCUUUAGAUACACAGCUGGUUUUCCCAAUACAAAAUGGAAAUUCUUUGAGAAAAAACACAACUUUUUAUGCUCUCGACCAAAACAAUUACACACUAUGAUAAUAACUGACCAGUGCUGCCUAGCUCCGCCUAUCACCACUGUUUUUUCUUGUUUUGAAUUGAGGACUGCACCUCAUAAGACAUAUUUACUAAACAGAAAACCAGUGUUUUGUUUUUAUUCAUUCAUUCCUCAUAAUGAAGGAAAAAAUGCACUUAAAAGUGCUUAUGUGCUCUAUCAUACAAAUGCAAAAGUGCACUUUCAAGUGGUUUUCUCCUUCAUUAUAAGGGAUUUAUGAAUGGAGAUAGCUGAAGUACAUUUACCUGGCACAACCUCUCCAACCUCCAAGGUGCAUGGAGGAUGAUGAAGUCUUAAGGAAAUAGAAGGCUCAGGAAAAACUUGUAGUUUAGAGAAUAGCUUUAAUAGACCAACGCUUUUUGGCUUGUGGCCUUCGCCACUGGUGAACCGUUUCCACACAAGCAGCAUUAACAUUCAUCCAGACUCACUCAAUAUGAUAAGAUCAGUCUCUUUUUAGAGAUCUGCGUCAUUUGACUCAACUCAGUAAUGAGCAUCAUUUUUGGCUCCUGAAUGGGACUUUAUUUGGUGUAUCACUAUUUCAGUUAAAAGCAUGUUUAUAACAAAACAAGGGUGAAAAGCUGUUAAAGGGGUGUAACUAGCCUCUGAGCUCAGUACAAGACUCCUGUCUCUCCUCAUCUGGCUAGACGUGUUUUGACAUUGAUCAUCUGCAUGCUAGUCAAGUUUAACACAUGGGGAAAAAAUAUUUUUGAAAUGUGUAGUGAUCAUACUCGACGUAAUCUUCACUGAUUCCUAACACAUGUUCUUCUCUUCCUGUCCUCAUCUGACUUUAGCACAUCGUCUGGAUCACAUGACUGCAAACAACCUAUACCUGCUCCGUUUUUAGUCUCCAUAGAGUAUACUCACUUCUCAAUCCCUUCUGCUGUACAUUAUUCAGUAGUAUGCUAUAUUUUUUAUGCCUAGGAUGAUGAAGGUCAGACCUGCUUUGAAAAAAGUGGAAUCAGUGCAUCCCUAGUUUUGAUCUUUCAUGGAAUUUGUUGACGAAUUAGACGAAACCUUACCUGACGGCAAUAUUUAAAAAUCACAAUCCUUCUGAGUCAUCAUCUUUAGAAAGUUGAUGUUGAAUUAUUAAUAUCCCGGUUAGCAUCAUGUUUCUUCCCAUACUCACCUGCUGAAGUAGAGGCGGUGCACAUAGGCUGAAUGUGCAGGAGACGAGCUCUCGCUGACGUCACAGUUUUUUUAAGGUGGUUACUGACAAGCUCCUGACAGAAAAUAAGAUUUAUUUAAUGUUGCUGCUUAUCUGAUACUGUCCCACACCUCAGACUGAGAGUGUCAUGUCGCUGCUCCUGGAGAGUCCGCAGCCACGACUUGUUACUGAAAACAAAUCCAACAUGUUUGUCCUUAACUUUUUUGUUUUUGCAUUUUGUGCCUGUUGAGUUUUUGUUUCAUCACCUGUAGAAUCGGGUACUGAGCAGCUAGAAUUUGUGUAGAAAUGUUCAAAAGAUCCACAAAGCCGAGUGUAGACUGCAUUUAGAGUCAUUUAUAAACAACAGAGUCCCUUUAUUAAGCCUAUAUCUUCAUUUUCAGGCUAUUUAGUUAUGAAUCUGAAAGCUUAAUUCACAGAUUAAAGCCGCAUCCAAACAGCAGUUUCUGCAGCUUAACAUUGUUCUUAAAUGCCUUGUUUUAUCUUAGAAGUAAAUAUUGGAAAUAGUACCAGGAUUAACAGACAAUUUAAAUGUUAAAGAUGUAAUAAUCUAAGAACUUCCUGCCCGGUGGUGGGCCAAGAAGACGACCUCAGGUGGUUUUUGACCUUGGCCUUUUAUGCAAAAUUCUUAACACUGCUUUCUUGGGUUGGACUGAAGAAUUGUGCAAAGUUUGAAGAAAAUCCCUCAAAAAGUUUUUGAGAUAUCAGGCUAACGGGAAUGGCGUGAAAAGAUUGACAAAAAUAAAGCCUCUGGCAGUGGCAUAAAAACCUCAUCCAAAAACCAGUGGUUAUCCCUGUAAGCCUGACAAAUUAUCCUCAAAUGUCUGGUUUUAUCAUAGAACUGAAAAUUACAGGUAAAUAUCAGGAUUAUUAAACGACUCAUGAACUAAAUUUGUUAUAAUCCAAAAGAGUAGUUGUUCUUUUGUAUAAUGUAGAUUCAAAAAGCCAUAUCCAUUAAUAAGUGGGAUUUAUGUAAAAGAAAAAUGUUUGCAUUCACUGCUUAUGUAAAAGGUGGUUCAAUAUGUAAAGAAAAACUGGUUGAAAGUGGGAAUGUUUAACAAUUUCCUAAAAAGUUAAACUUUAAAAAACUGUAAAAGUGGUAAAGUUAUUCCCAAAAUUCUUAAAUAAAAGUUUUAGCUAAAAAAAGUGUAAUAUUUAGUGUAAAGUUUAAUAUAUUUUGUCAGAAGUUAAAACCGAAUCAGAUGCACAUUAAUCAACGAUUAAACAAUCCAGAGUUUCAACAGGGUAAAAUAUAAAGAGCUAAAUUUGAUAAGAAAACGUCAAUAUUCAGAGGGUUAAACUAGUAGAAAAGCAUUCAGUUUGUGAUUAUUUUAAAACAAUUGAACUCUGGGAUUGUAACACCAGAAUAAAGUCAUAGGGAUGGGAAUAAGUUUUAACUUUGAGAGCUCUAAUAAUAAAGAAUAAUGUGGUGAUUAUUUUUAAUUUUGUGGCACUAUUUUGAAAACUAUCUGAAUGUAUGAUAUAACCUUGGUGUAAAAAUAAUCCCUGAAAUUUAUGUGAACUGACCCUUUAAAGCUUUGGUUACUUAUCUGGUGGGUUGGGACCCAAAGUGGGUUGCGAAUGUCUGCCUUGAAAAAAAAAAUGUGGCAGAAAGUCAAUGAUGUGCUUUUAUUUUGAAGGACAUUUCUGAAUCUCUUUGUUCCCUUACAUCUUUUGCUCCAUCUCAAGUCCAAACUGCCCUGUUUAAAACAUUUGAUUAUACUUAAGUUUAAGUUUAAGUUGGGUGUGUUGUUAAUGAAGGGUCCGGAUGUCAGACCAGUAGAGAACCGCUGCUUUAAAGGAACACAGCUCAGUGUUUAUAUCCCUAAGGCUGGCUACACUUUAGACAUUUUUAAACCUGAUUCACCCCAGGGUUAUGUGAGACUGGAUUCAAGACUUGUCGCCGGCAAUUUAUCUGUCCAAAUUAUCCUCUUGCAUAUGGUGUCACCACAGCUAUUUUAUUGCACUGGAACUUCCCAGAUCUGGAACUGUGGAUAUCAAACAUUUACGAUUUAAGGCGAAGCUGCUGCCAAAGGAAUGACCACAAUUCUGUGUGCAAAUAUGACCAUGCAGAGGCCUGGAGGACAAAAAUAUUUGCUUUUUUCUGUGUUUUCUUUCUCUGAUGGCGUUCCGUAGAAAUUAAACCCAGGAUCUUCUGCUUAUCAGUUUGCACGUCCCGUUUAAAACAACUUUCUUUCAUUUAAAACAGUAAAACUUUCUAAAACACAUUGGUGGGCACUGAAACCAUCAACUUCUCCGUUGUGGAGAAGCAGUAGCAGUAGGAGAGCCUUUUCUUGCCCACCAGGGUGCAGUUCCAUAAGCGUGUGAUGUCUUUGCAGAUUAUGUCACGCAGCAGUAGAGAACUCCCCUUGGGGGGCAAGUAGUGAUUUCUGCAUAGAGAAGUGCUACCAAAAAGGCAUGUUUUGAGCAGUUUAUAGCAAUACCAAGCAGUCACAGUGCGACCAUAUAAACAUUCUUAAUUCUUAAGCUACUUUUGUGGCCCGAUAGGGAAAAAUUCAGGCAAAAAAUUUUUAAAGUUUUGAAAACUCAUGGAGAAACGGCAGCAAAUAGGAACUAAAAAAGCCUGGAAGAGUGGUGUCACACAGCGCUAAUGUAUGUCCACAAAACAGUCUGGGUUGGUUCAGUACAGUUCUGCCACAGUUUAGCUCAUUAAACUCUGAUCUUGCACGUUUCCUCAGCUGAUGUCCGUCCAGUCUCUCUUGUGAUAGGAAAUCUGUCUCUUUUAGGAGCUCCACAUCAUUUGGCUCAGCUCAUCAGAGUUGGUUGUUUGGAUUCCAGUUGGCAUUUCAUUUCAUUACAGUUUGGCUUUUUAAAAUGUGGAUUAAACAACAGCAAAGGAUGGAUAUAAAAGCUGUUUCUUAGCACAGGCUCAUUCCUGAACAGCUCGUCAUCACUCGAUCGUGUACCCCAUAAGGUUUAUUCGAUUGAUAGUAUAUUAUUGCUUCAAUUAAAAGCAAUUUCAUGGCAUAACUAGAGUUUUUUAAUGCUAAAGAGGCUCAGCUAGCCUCUUAGCUCAGAACGAGGCCAGAAGACGCUGUACACUAGGAGGUCUACAGCAGAAUUUGAGAUGUUGUAUCUAUGCCAGGCAAAUCAGUUAAACUGUGGUAAAAUUAUUGUGUAUGGAUUGUACCCAAUGUAUGUAGAAAUUUUCUGUUGAUAAUUGCAAUGCAGUGGUGUUUUCAUUUAGCUUUGCUAACCCCUCUAUGUCUGUCCUUAUGGUCUUCCAUGGUAAGAUCUGAAAAUGACCCCAGUGUAGCCGGCCUUAAGGUCUAUUUUGUAUGACUGAUGAAUGGGUUCAAAGAUCCAUUUUGUCCUGUUUAAUAACUAAAAACAGUCCUUUAAAUAAGUCACAUUUCAUUAUUUAUCUUUGUUCCUAUCUCAGUAACAUGUCUGUCCACUCUUGGUGAUCUUAGAGACGAUUGGUUGAACUGAUGCCCUAAUCUGCAUGCGUAUUAUACUGCUGUACAGUUUGUAUUAAAGCAGGAGAUUUCUUUGUGUAACAAAUUUUCAUAAAAACUGUGAUCUAACUUAAACAGCUCAUCAGUUACUGAUCGUACUCGCUUGUUGUUUUUAGUCAAAGUUUGCCUUAAAUUGUUUUCUUUUGUACAGAGAAGAGCAUGUUGUGACUGUGUGAGUCUCUACUGUCUGAAGUUUGUGUCAAAGUUUGUCUUCUGUUGGUCAGACUGCCCAGCUCAGGUAUAUCAGCAGUGUGCAGGACAGACAGCGUAAAAGAAGAGGACGUUAACAGGUCACCUGAAAAUCUCUCCUUCACCUUCAAAAGCAAAUAAAUUUCAUACUACCACCUGGAA
Cheilinus undulatus (humphead wrasse) is the source of this 8347-nucleotide messenger RNA. It is a transcript of the gene cept1b, whose product is annotated as choline/ethanolamine phosphotransferase 1b. The record is from RefSeq and is a predicted model, not a curated record. Bases 294 to 1574 code for a protein of 426 amino acids. Lineage: Eukaryota; Metazoa; Chordata; Actinopteri; Labriformes; Labridae. Gene Ontology annotation, molecular function: diacylglycerol cholinephosphotransferase activity; ethanolaminephosphotransferase activity. Gene Ontology annotation, cellular component: endoplasmic reticulum membrane; Golgi apparatus. Gene Ontology annotation, biological process: phosphatidylethanolamine biosynthetic process. The transcript is spliced from 10 exons.